UCGUUGCAGAUUCCUGACCACUUGGUUUUGGUAUGUGUGCGAGAUUUUGUCUCCGUUUCGUGCCUUGCGUGUCAUGCGCAGUCAAACUCCUUCGGACUCGUUAGAAGAGAAAUGUCAAACAUCCUUGUUGGUCGUCAAACAACGGCGAAAAAAAUCAAUCGAUAGACAUAUAGGCGCUGCUGCAGAUUUUGUCAUGGUGCUACACUCCGAAAGCCAUCACCACCGUGUACCGUGAAUCCGGGGGGAAGGAGAUCGUACCGCAGGAAUUGGUACCAAUCCGUGUUUGUGCCAGUGGGAAACGUGCCAAAUAGGUUUUACCACAGUUCUUCCCAACGUGGCCACUUUGUUUAGGUGUCCAGGCUUCCCUCUUAUCUGCCACAAUGAUUCCACGUAGCUAAAACUGUCCCAAACCAAAUCGACUGUGUAGCGUUCUUUGCAGGCUUGUUUACAGUAAGAGUGAAAGUAGCACUUUCCGAAUUGUAGGACCCGAAUUUCCCAGGUUUAUUCCUUCCUUUAUUCCCGAGUGGAACAACAAUACCAAACAGUACCUCCGUAGGCAUAGGGCUUGCAGUAAACGAGCAUGAAAAAACAAAACGUACGGACCAUCUCCCUGAUCGUGUGUACGUUCACAUACCUGUUAAUUGGAGCAGCCGUGUUCGAUGCACUCGAGUCAGAAACGGAGAAGAAACGCUGGAAGGCUCUCAGUGCAAUUGAAAAUAUCCUCAUCACACGGUAUAACAUCAGCUCGGAAGAUUUCAAAGUCAUCGAAACGGUCAUUAUGAAAUCGGAACCGCACAAGGCUGGCCAGCAGUGGAAGUUUUCGGGUGCGUUUUAUUACGCCACCACAGUACUGACGACGAUCGGGUACGGUCACUCGACACCGUCUACGGUCAGUGGGAAGAUCUUCACCAUGUGCUACGCCGCCAUUGGCAUUCCGCUAGGGCUGGUCAUGUUCCAGAGCAUUGGUGAGCGUGUCAAUCGGCUGAGCAGUGUGAUCGUGCACGCGGUGAAAACGUCAUUCAACUGCAAGAAAGCGAUCGCGUCCGAGAUUGAUCUGAUUCUGGUCGUCACCACGCUUAGCUCGCUGACCAUAGCGGGCGGUGCGGCAGCAUUCAGCAAGUUUGAAGGUUGGAGCUACUUCGACUCGGUGUACUACUGCUUCAUCACUCUCACGACGAUCGGGUUCGGUGAUAUGGUAGCACUGCAGAGGGACAAUGCGCUGAACAAAAAGCCGGAGUACGUGGCGUUCGCGCUGAUCUUCAUCCUGUUCGGGCUGGCUGUGGUGGCUGCAUCGUUGAAUCUUCUCGUGCUACGUUUCGUAACGAUGAACACAGAAGAUGAGAAGCGUGAUGAAGCACAAGCCAUACAAGCAAUGCAAAUAGCGGUUAAGCUGGACGGAGAUAUCAUCACGGGGAACACGGACAGUGUCGAUGAACGAUGCUACGAUCGCAUCUCGGUCAUCAAUCCAAUGACCGUGUGUCAUAAUUGUCCGACCAAAUUCGAUAUGACAGAAGCAGCCAAUGGGUGUUAUAUCGAUACAAACUAUCGUUACCCGCUAAUGGACUGCGAAAUGACGCAGCUUCGAUCGCCGGCGGGUUUCAGUGGGGCGGGAAACAAUGACCACCGGAUGCAUGAUUUCGAAACCGAUGACGAUGGUCUAAUACGACCGUUACGGUACGAUUUCCAUCCUAGUCGUGGUCGGGCAUCGGUUUGAACCAGACAUUUGCAUCUGAUCGUCUUAUCCUACCAAAAAAAACAUCCUACACAAAGCACAAACAGACGGUAACUAUGACAGAGGACGCAGCAGCAGCUUUGAGGACCGCAACGAACGCACAAAUAAACACACAAAAACACGCCACUCGAUAACGGUGGGUCAAUUAGUGACCGCAAAUCAUCAUCUUCCUCUAAAUACUUUUGUAAGAAACAUCCCUUCAUGCGAAUGCGUACGAAUUGGUUUAUUAUAAGUAUAGCGUAAUAUGUAAGAGCGAAAGGCAGACGGUUGAUCAAAUUUUAGCAAUGAUAAAAAGAGAAGAUAAAUUUAAAAUUCCGGGAACAAUCGGUUUGAACGUUACGAAUAAAACACAAAAACAAAACACACAGCAACAGAGCAAUUUGCGUAAAAUAA
Messenger RNA from Anopheles funestus (African malaria mosquito), 2125 nucleotides. RefSeq names its product two pore potassium channel protein sup-9 (gene Task6). Lineage: Eukaryota; Metazoa; Arthropoda; Insecta; Diptera; Culicidae. The transcript is spliced from 4 exons. Gene Ontology annotation, biological process: potassium ion transmembrane transport; stabilization of membrane potential. Gene Ontology annotation, cellular component: membrane. The coding region runs from base 581 to 1714 and encodes 377 amino acids. Gene Ontology annotation, molecular function: potassium ion leak channel activity. The record is from RefSeq and is a predicted model, not a curated record.